CCUAACAUUCCAAUUCCCCACAACCCCCACACCGCCACUUAACUAUGGCAUGCACAAUCGAUUUCAGGAACCUGGACGAAGGUUUCGGCGGCAAGACCUACAAGCGAAAGCGCCAAGAGGCAGAAAACGCCGCCCUUACCACCACCAACACCGAAGACCAUGCCUCCAUGGACGUAGACGACGACACGUGUCCACCCGCCGCAAAGCGAUCGGCCAUCGCGUCCUCAGACAACCCCGACAAGCCGACGUUUGGUCAGCCUACCUACGAUGGCGUGAUCGCCGGGAAAGUGUCGGGGAGGAAUUGGAAGCAGGCGCGUAAACACCGGGCGUCGGCGAGCAAAGUGAGCGUGAGAAGAACGAGUUUGGAGGAGAGAGAGAAGGAGAAGUUGAUAAAGAAAGCGUAUAGAGAGAGGAUGAAUGAACUGAAGGAAGAGAUUAGACAGAAUAAGAUAGAGAAGAGGAAGAGAGCCGAGGAGAGAAAGAAAAGGAAGGAAGAGAAUAUAAUGAAAUCUGGAACUAAGUUUCAGGUGAUAUCUAACAAGAAUACUCUCAAGAAAAUUGCUAAGUCUAAGGACAAGAAGUUGCUUAAGGUUGUACCUGAAGAUUUGGUCAACAAGAAUAAGAAGAAAUAGUUUCAAUUUUGUUUUUUGUUGUUUUUGUUUUUGUUUCUGCCAUCAAGAUUAUUAAUAUUCAAUUUUGAAGCUUUCAUUUCGUUUGUUA
This is a messenger RNA of Pistacia vera, 720 nucleotides long. RefSeq lists its product as uncharacterized. NCBI's taxonomy places the organism in Eukaryota, Viridiplantae, Streptophyta, Magnoliopsida, Sapindales, Anacardiaceae. The record is from RefSeq and is a predicted model, not a curated record. The transcript has a single exon. Gene Ontology annotation, cellular component: nucleolus. Bases 45 to 632 code for a protein of 195 amino acids.